GUCACGUCACUAUCCUUCCCUUGCAUCAUGCUGAAGAAUAUGAGCAAAGGCCUGUUUCAAAUCGACUAGUUCGGAGGCCAGGAACAGCAGCAGCAGCAGCCAGCAAGCACGAUGAGAAGAGAGCGGAGAUAUGCUAGUGGUAGUUAAUCCAUCUGUUCCCCCGCAGCAUCCCACAAGGCCGCCGGCAUCAGGUAGAAGAAGCGGCCAGCGCCAGCGGGGUCGUGCCGGCUUCCUGGAAGCUGCCGUUGACCCCGGAGGAAUAUCAGGUAGGUAUCCUCCUUAUCCGCUGCGGCUGCGGCUAGCAGGAGCAGGGGCCGCCACGACCUACGGAGCCAUGUCGCCCACCCCGGCGCCCGGCGGCGGCGAGGAGUUCACGGAGGUGGUGGUGGUCCGGCACGGGGAGACCUCCUGGAACGCAUCUCGCAUCGUCCAGGGACAAAUGGACCCAGAGCUGAAUGAGAUCGGUAGACAGCAAGCCGUUGUGGUGGCUCGUCGGCUGUCAAAAGAAGCCAAACCAGCUGCCAUAUAUUCCUCUGAUUUGAAGCGUGCUUCUGAGACUGCAGAAAUUAUAGCAAAAGUUUGUGAUGUAUCAAAUUUGGUGCUGAAUGAGGCACUGAGAGAAAGGCACAUGGGAUAUCUCCAAGGCUUGAAGUGGGACGAUGCUGUAAAUAAGAAUCCAGAUGUUUUCAGAGGCUUCGAUAUUUUUAAAAUUACUGAGGGCUCUGAUCCUGAUAGUAGAAACCAAGAAAUACCUGGUGGUGGAGAGAGCCUGAAUCAGUUAACCGAGCGCUGUGUCUCCUACUUGAAUAAGGUUGCCCAGGAACACAAAGGGGAGCGGGUUGUGGUGGUCUCGCACGGUGCAGCCAUACUGGAGCUGUGCCGGCACACCGAUCCACCCAACAGCUCCAUUCGCAGGAACAUUCCCAACACUUCAUUGAACGUCUUCCGUGUAUCCGGCGUCACUGGGCGGUGGAUCCUUGAGAGGUGUGGAGACGUUAGCCAUCUCAACGGAAAUGGCUUCCUGGAGAACUCAUUUGGCGGCGAUGGGGCCUCCGCGUAACGCGUGCAGUGAUGAGUUCAUUCAUGGAGAUGGAGUCAACACAAUCGUCGCCGGCAGGCUCGCGCUAGAUGAAGGGAUCUCCGUGUUUUUACAUUGCCAUUUUCUUGGGCGUGUGCUGCUUUGCAGCUGCCUGCUGCUGCUCGGCAGAGAGCGGCGCAGCUGCAGCGGCAGCAGCAGCCGUUCGAACAAGCUUUUUCGUUUGCUUGGCUGAAUAGCAAUCAUCAGCAUUCUGGUGAUUCCACAAACUAAAUAAACCAAGACGAGAUUACAGUCAACUAUGAGAGAUAUUAAGAACACA
Setaria italica (foxtail millet) is the source of this 1358-nucleotide messenger RNA. RefSeq names its product phosphoglycerate mutase-like protein 4. Gene Ontology annotation, cellular component: cytosol; cytoplasm. Gene Ontology annotation, molecular function: phosphatase activity. Bases 131 to 1060 code for a protein of 309 amino acids. The record is from RefSeq and is a predicted model, not a curated record. Lineage: Eukaryota; Viridiplantae; Streptophyta; Magnoliopsida; Poales; Poaceae. The transcript is spliced from 6 exons.